AUGGCAUACGGCGCCAUCGGAGGCACCCCAGGAAGAGCACUGGGGCCCAUUAAACCGAAACAAGGGGAAUUCUUCGACAGGGAGGAGCUGCCCGCCAGGUUCCGGCGAAAGGCUUGGUCAGAAGAGGAGAUUGAGGCGGCACAGGCACAAUCCACCAGACAACUGGGAAUGACAGCAUCCGCCACCACCACCACCGAUACCGCUAACGCCGCCUCCGCCGUCAAGCUGACGGUCGAGCUUAGCUAUAUCCCUACAGAGGACCGAGCAGCAUGGGGAGGUGGAGGAGAAAAGCGAAGGAAGGAAGGUAGUCGGUUCCAAGCAGCGGUGAAUCAAGCAGGAGAGAACAGAACAGAACAGGUCCCGGGGGAUGUGGAAGAGGAGGAGGAGGAAGAAGAAGAGGAAGAGGAAGAAGAAGAGGAAGAGGAAGAAGAAGAGGAAGAGGAAGAAGAAGAGGAAGAGGAAGAGGAAGAGGAAGAAGAAGAAGAAGAGGAAGAGGAAGAAGAAGAGGAAGAGGAAGAAGAAGAGGAAGAGGAAGAAGAAGAGGAAGAGGAAGAAGAAGAGGAAGAGGAAGAAGAAGAAGAAGAAGAAGAAGAAGAAGAAGAAGAAGAAGAAAUCUAG
Molecule: messenger RNA, 618 nt
Organism: Fonsecaea monophora
Lineage: Eukaryota; Fungi; Ascomycota; Eurotiomycetes; Chaetothyriales; Herpotrichiellaceae
Exons: 3
Coding region: 1-618 (205 amino acids)
Biological process (GO): 2-oxoglutarate metabolic process
Source: RefSeq, a predicted model, not a curated record